Molecule: messenger RNA, 1504 nt
Organism: Musca domestica (house fly)
Lineage: Eukaryota; Metazoa; Arthropoda; Insecta; Diptera; Muscidae
Gene: Dgat2
Product: 2-acylglycerol O-acyltransferase 2-A
Exons: 5
Coding region: 172-1341 (389 amino acids)
Biological process (GO): triglyceride biosynthetic process
Cellular component (GO): endoplasmic reticulum membrane
Molecular function (GO): diacylglycerol O-acyltransferase activity
Source: RefSeq, a predicted model, not a curated record
AUUUAAACAAGAACAGUCGGUGGUGCUUUUGCGAAGCGCUUCGAAUUAAUAAGGAAUAAUACGUUUAAAUUCUUGCUUACCCAUAAUUGUGAACUGAAAAUCAUAUAAUAAUAGAAAGAAAUAAAUAUUUAUUUUUGAAAUAAAUUAAGAAAAAACUACUUGCCACACACAAUGACCGUGCUCGAAGAAAAAUUCCUAAAAUCAAAUAAGAAAAUAAAAGAGUUCAUCGACUCGAAGGCAAUUAAGGAAAUUUCGAAAGAGAUCAAAGAAAUAACAAGUCAUAUGAAAAUCGAAUGGGCUCCAAUAAAUAUUCCACCUCGUCGUCGGAUACAAACGUUGGCGGCGGGUAUUUAUGUUUACGUUUUUAUGUUUUUGCCAUUCGUCUCGAUGCUAUUGGCGGCGCUAUUUGUGCUCUAUUUGAACUAUGUUGGACGAGUUUUGAUGUUGAUCUACUUGACGUAUAUUUAUUUUGAUCAUAAAAACCGGGCAUCGGCAUUAGAUGGUAUUGGAUGGAAAUCUAUGCGUAACAAUUUCAUGACCGACCACUUGCGCGAUUAUUUCCCCGUUGAAUUAGUUAAAACCGCUGAAUUGACACCAGAUCGCAAUUAUUUGGUUGUCAGUUUCCCACAUGGAAUUUUUGGCACUGGCAUUGGCAACAAUAUGGGUAAUAACAUCGGCAAAUGGAUGAAAUUGUUUCCCGGUAUUAGGCCAAAAAUUGCCACCUUGGAUAUACAUUUCCGUAUACCAUUUAUGCGUGAGAUAUUGAGAGUUUGGGGUCUAGUAUCCUGUUCCAAACAAUCUCUUAUGUAUUACCUAAAGAAAUCCAAUGAUCCCAAGCAUCCUGAUAAUCGUGAUGGAUUUACAUCAAAUGCCGUGGGCUUAUUGGUGGGUGGCGCUGAAGAGUCAUUGGAAUCGCAUCCAGGUCGUUAUGUUUUGGUAUUGAAAAAUCGCAAGGGAUUUGUUAAGAUUGCCAUACGCACAGGAUCUCCCAUUGUCCCCUCAUUCUCCUUCGGUGAAGUUGAUAUUUACGAUCAAGUGGAUAAUCCUCCCGAUUCUAUGCUGCGUAAAUUCCAAUCUUUUGUCAAACAUUGGACAGGCGUCAGUCCGUUAAUUGUUUUGGGUCGUGGUUUCUUCCAGUAUACCUUCGGCUUUUUGCCACAUCGUCGACAAAUUGUCCAAGUUAUGGGUGCACCCAUUGAUGUUAAACAAAUGGAUGAACCCGACAUGGAAUAUGUCAAUGAAAUCCAUCAAAAAGUCAUCGAUAGUCUGAAUGAAAUGUUUGAGAAAUACAAACAUAAAUAUAUUAAAAAUGCCGAGAAGACUAAAUUAGUGAUAAGAUAAAGCACAAUAUUAAAAAAAAAAUAAUUAUUUAGCUUAUGUUAAGUUAGUGUUGUUGUUAUAUUAACAAAAAUCCUAAUCAAUUAUGUAAAAAAAUAUUCUAAGCACUAAGUCACAAAUUGUAAAUAUAAAUAGUAUUUAAAAACAAAUUAAAAAGUAUCAGUCG